This is a messenger RNA of Cercospora beticola, 1641 nucleotides long. RefSeq names its product aminoglycoside phosphotransferase family protein. The record is from RefSeq and is a predicted model, not a curated record. NCBI's taxonomy places the organism in Eukaryota, Fungi, Ascomycota, Dothideomycetes, Mycosphaerellales, Mycosphaerellaceae. Gene Ontology annotation, cellular component: mitochondrion.
AUGAGACUCCCCAGAUGGGCCCAGGCCAUUCCGAAACAUGCCACGAGGCGGAACGUCAUGACGACUUGCCGAGGCUCCACGAUCGGCCUUGAUCAGCUUCAACGGUACACAAAUGGAUCAUUCCUGAUCAACGAAGCCACCGCGCUCAAGCGACGCCACCUGAACUUCAAUGUCAAUGAGUUGUGCUCUCUUGCCUCCAAAAUCGGGAGCAAACCAGCUGUCCACGAGAUUGAGAAGAUGGAAGGUGGCUUCAGUAAAGCACUUUUACUCAAGAAGACAGACGGGAGCGAGCUGAUCGCCAAGCUUCCGUUCAAGAUUGCAGGGCCGCCGCACUAUACCACUGCUUCCGAGGUCGCCGUCCUCCGUUACGUCCGCCAGCACACCGAGGUGCCAGUACCCAAGGUCCUGGCCUGGAAUUCUGAUGUUUCGAACGCCAUCGGAUCCGAGUACAUCAUCAUGGAGAAGGCGCCUGGCGUGCAGUUGAGCAAAGUUUGGGCCAACAUGCCUGACUACGAUCACUUCGUAUUCAUCAAGAACCUUUGCGCGCUCGAAUCUGAACUUGCUGCCAUCGAUUUUCCUGCGCACGGAUCUCUAUAUUUGCGGGAGUCAUUGAAAAGUAGCGACAGCUCAGUGCUCCUCAAGCCUUCCGCAGAUCCAGAUGGCCGUUUCUGCAUAGGUCCUUCUUGCGAUCCUGCAUGGGAUGAAGCAAAAAGUUUCGUAGGAGAGAAGGGUCCAUGGUCCGACCUCAGAGCUUUUGGCAAAGCUCUCGUGCAUCGUGAGAUGUCCUGUAUCCAGCGUACAUCCGCCACUCAGGAAUCUGGCUCGCUUGCCUCAAAAAUUGCCACUCUUCGACUAGCCGAGGAAGUGGUGACACGUAUCGGUCCCAACAGUCUACCAGCACGAUUUUCAAAGCCAACGUUAUGGCAUACCGAUCUCCACCUCGGCAAAAUUUUCGUCUUUGAAGAAGAUCACACCAAGAUCGUCUCAAUUAUAGACUGGCAAUCAGUAGUGGUAUCACCUCUUCUAUACCAAGUCCGCUUCCCAACAUUCCUCGAUGUCCCCGAAGACUAUGAGAUCGGAGGACCCGUACCGCAGCGGCCGAACAAUCUCGAUCAGAUGGACGAAGACGACCGGAUACUGGCCGAGUAUGAGCACAAGCAAGCUUGCAUGGCCAAAGCUUACGAGGCCGCCAGCGGCUUCAAGAACAAAGAAGUCUACAAAGCCCUCAAGCUGCCAUCUUACUUCAAAGACCUAUUCGAACGCUGCGGAGAAGCGUCAGAAGAGGGAAUCGUGCCACUGCGUGCCUGUCUCAUUGAAAUAUCGAAAGUUUGGAAUGAGUUCGAUCUGGAGGGGGAGUGUCCGAUCGAUUUCACUGCAGAAGAGCUGGCAGUCCACGAACGCGAGUUCGAAGAGUAUGAAAAAGUUCAAAAGAUCCACGCUAUCACGCGGGACUAUCUGGAUACAGACUCCGAAGGGUGGCUACCGCCUGGCACAGAUGUCGAGCUCAAAAGACGGCAGAACAAAGAGCUGAUGGAACUGAUGAUGGAAAGAAGCGGCGAGUAUGGGAUGACUGCUGAUGAGGUGCGAAGGAAAUGGCCAUUCUAGUUCCCUCCGGAGGUUGUCAGACAUCUACGAACGACG